AUGAAGUUUACAAAUGCAGCGGGGACCCAAGAAUUUUACAACUCUCUUGAAAGAACUAAAUCUACAGGGAUCCCACAAGGGUCAGAAGGUGCAAGUUUACAUGAAGCCAAACGCUACCUCAACCAGUUUGGGUACUUAAAGUACGAAGAUUCAAACAACCUUGAAAAUGAUGAGGCCUUGGAGCUCGCCAUUAAAACGUACCAGACAUUUUAUCAAUUGGAGGUUACUGGGAAGCUUGACUCCAACACCGUCAAGCAAAUGACAAUUCCGCAUUAUUAUGUUGGACAGGCUGACCUUAUUUUAGGAUUUUACAGAGGUGAACAUGGUGACGGUAGUGCUUUCGAUGGGCCUGGUGGCGCUUUAGCUCAUGCGUUUCCUCCAACAACUGGCAGGUUGCAUUUUGAUGCAGAUGAGAUUUGGUCCGACAGUUCUUAUCGCGUUCGUUCAAAUCAAGUUGACCUGGUGGGCAUUGCAAUGCAUGAGAUAGGGCACCUUCUUGGACUUGAUCAUAGUCGUGAUGAACUAGCCAUUAUGUUUCCCGGUAUUGCUAAAGGACAAUUUAAGAGGAGUUUGAGCUUUGAUGAUAGGGACGGUUUAUUUACUUUAUAUGCUGAUAACAAUAUCCUCCAGUUAGGAGGUAGAGUCAACUAUUAUAAUUUGUUUCUAUGCUGA
Messenger RNA from Quercus lobata, 672 nucleotides. Its product is annotated as metalloendoproteinase 5-MMP-like. The coding region runs from base 1 to 672 and encodes 223 amino acids. Gene Ontology annotation, cellular component: extracellular matrix. NCBI's taxonomy places the organism in Eukaryota, Viridiplantae, Streptophyta, Magnoliopsida, Fagales, Fagaceae. The record is from RefSeq and is a predicted model, not a curated record. Gene Ontology annotation, biological process: collagen catabolic process; extracellular matrix organization; proteolysis. Gene Ontology annotation, molecular function: zinc ion binding; metalloendopeptidase activity. The transcript has 2 exons.